GCUAAUUGAAAUGGUUUAGAGGUUAGUUUGCUUUUAGGUUAUGGUUCUUUUUAUGAAAGAAAAUAAUGUUAUUCUUUGGUAUAAUAAUAUUUUUUAGUUUAAAAGUGAAUAAGAUUUCAUUUUCAAAAACUGUGAUAUAAAACCUUAUUAUUAUUGUUUCAUUUCAUCUCAGUAAUUUUUCUUGGUGACACAAUGUUAAGUUUACCAGUUUUGCAAAGGAUUUUCUCAUCAAAACUUAGUUUUAUGCCAAAAUUAGUUUUCUCUUCAUGUUGGGUAAAUUUAAAACAUGUUUCAAUUGUCAAUUGUGAGUCUCAAAAUAAAAAUUUACCCAAAACUCGAUUGAAAAAUGGUCCAGAUUUGAAGCAUUUCUUAUUGCAAACAAAGUCCUCUGAGUUGACCGACAAUGCUCUUAGUCCUGAACAUGAAGAUGAUGACAUACCAUAUGUAGAUGUCAAUGCAUGGAAUGGAUGGAACCGUAAAGUUUAUUUUGAGGUUUAUGGCUGUCAGAUGAACGUCAACGACACUGAUAUAGUUUGGUCGAUACUGAAAGCAGCAGGCUUUGAGAAAACCAAAUCAAUUAGUGAAGCGGAUGUUAUCCUCUUAAUGACAUGCGCAAUCCGAGAAGGGGCCGAAAAUAGAAUUUGGGGCCGCCUUGCAGAUCUCAGACUGAAGAAGAGGCAACUCAAUGUGAAAAUUGGUGUUUUAGGAUGUAUGGCUGAGAGACUGAAACAUCAGUUGAUUGAGAAAGAGAAAAGUGUAGAUCUAGUGGCUGGACCUGACAGCUACAGGGACCUCCCCAGACUCUUAGCAUUGACUCAAAACAAUCAGAGCGCAGUCAACGUGCUCCUCUCAUUGGAUGAGACGUAUGCUGACGUCAUGCCCACCAGGUUGAAUGAAGACUCAGUUACCGCUUUUGUAUCAAUUCAACGGGGCUGUGACAACAUGUGCACCUAUUGUAUUGUUCCAUUCACUAGAGGGAGGGAGAGAUCCAGGCCUGUAGAGUCAAUUGUUGCCGAAGUACAGAAGUUCUCCGAUGAAGGAGUAAAGGAAGUUACACUUUUAGGACAAAACGUGAAUAGCUAUAGAGAUACCAGUGUUAGCACUUUUAGUAUGAACAGCGACACAAAUCUGGCGAAAGGGUUUGGCACAGUGUACAAGUCGAAAAAGGGUGGCCUGAGGUUCGCCGAGCUGCUAGACAGAGUUUCUUGCGUCAAUCCUGAAAUGAGAAUACGAUUCAUAUCUCCUCAUCCCAAGGAUUUCCCCGAUGAGGUACUGCAUCUGAUAGCAGAACGAACGAAUAUCUGCAACAACCUUCACAUGCCGGUGCAGUGUGGCAACAACCGUGUUCUGGAGAUGAUGAGGCGGGGCUACACACGCGAGGCCUAUCUAGAUCUCAUCACAAAUGUCAGAAGUAUUAUUCCAGACGUUGCUCUGUCCAGUGAUUUUAUCUGUGGAUUCUGUAGUGAAACUGAAGAGGAGUUUCAAGAUACCCUGAAGUUGAUCGAAGAGGUCAAAUUCACCAACGCUUACCUUUUUGCAUAUAGCUUGCGACAGAAAACCCCGGCACAUAGGAAGUUCAAAGAUGAUGUGGAUCCUAAGGUGAAAAUUCGCCGUUUGACGGAAAUGAGCAAUCUCUAUCGGAAAAUUAGAACCGAAGAAAAUAAAAAACUCCAUGGACAGAUUCAUCUCGUUCUAGUUGAAGGGACUAGUAAAAGGUCAGAAAAUGAUCUAGAAGGCAGGAAUGAUUGGAAUCAGAAAGUGAUCUUUCCGUUGACUGAUACUCCCGACAAUGAAAGUGGUAGUUCGACUCAGAUUAAGAAGGGAAACUAUGUUGCUGUAGAGAUAACAGAUUCCACUAGUCAAACGUUGAAAGGAGUGCCUCUCUAUCGUACAACACUGCAACACUUCAAUCAGAGCCUGCGACAAAGAGUUACCAGGAAUGCGUCUAUAAUUAGUUAAUAUAGCUUAGUCGUUAAAUAAAGUUUCAAAUUGCUGAAUGUU
This is a messenger RNA of Nilaparvata lugens (brown planthopper), 2001 nucleotides long. Its product is annotated as mitochondrial tRNA methylthiotransferase CDK5RAP1. The transcript has 9 exons. Gene Ontology annotation, molecular function: 4 iron, 4 sulfur cluster binding; tRNA-2-methylthio-N(6)-dimethylallyladenosine(37) synthase activity. The record is from RefSeq and is a predicted model, not a curated record. Gene Ontology annotation, biological process: tRNA modification; negative regulation of cyclin-dependent protein serine/threonine kinase activity. Gene Ontology annotation, cellular component: cytosol; mitochondrion. The coding region runs from base 193 to 1959 and encodes 588 amino acids. NCBI's taxonomy places the organism in Eukaryota, Metazoa, Arthropoda, Insecta, Hemiptera, Delphacidae.